AUGAAUUAAUAUAAUAUUAGAUCUAUGACUAUUUUGUUACAGUAACAUAAUAUAGAAAAAGUGGUUCAGAAAAUUGAACAUGAUUGCUAUGAAAGAAAUUCUAUUAAAUAGAAAUCAGAAUAAGAAGAUUCAGAUUUCUUUUUUUCUAAGCCAACUAAAAAAUCAAAUGGUUAUUAGAGUCAUAGAUAACCAAUGAGUGCUCGUAGUUUAUACUUUACUCCUAUGAAAUCUGUAAAAUAGAAUAGAUAAACAAACUUAUAAAAAGAAUUCAAUCAUUUUGAAGAUGGAAUUGAAUCUAUUGAUAGAGAUUAAUCUAAUCUUUUAACAGUUAUUCUAUAGUUAUAAGACCAAAUUAAACAAUAAAAAGAAUAAAUAGAAAAUUUGAAUUAAAAAUGUGCAAUGCUUGAAGCAGAAAAGGAUGAAGCAUUAAAACCAAAUAUUGAAUAAAUUACAAUUACUGCACAUCUGCUUUAAUAAAAUGAAUAACUUAUGUAAUAAUUAGCAAGAUUAAAGAAAAAAUAAUGA
Molecule: messenger RNA, 525 nt
Organism: Paramecium pentaurelia
Lineage: Eukaryota; Ciliophora; Oligohymenophorea; Peniculida; Parameciidae
Source: the annotation of a GenBank genome assembly